This is a messenger RNA of Spodoptera littoralis (African cotton leafworm), 2277 nucleotides long. The record is from the annotation of a GenBank genome assembly. NCBI's taxonomy places the organism in Eukaryota, Metazoa, Arthropoda, Insecta, Lepidoptera, Noctuidae.
AUGGUUGGGAUAACUUUUCGAAAGAAAACCUAUGUCACAGUGCACCUGGAAACAUACACAUUUUACAAGGAAUACCAGGAUACUCAUAAGAUGAAGGUGCCACUGGAAACAUUUAUCGCAUUUUGCAUCUUCAAAUAUUGCCCCAGCACCUCUGUUGUUUUAAGAUUCGUGCCAGUAAAACCAACACCAGAGCAAGUAAAAGCAGCUGUUAUAUUAGCUAAAGAGAAUCUCGUUUAUAUGAUAAAUGACUAUGAGGUACCGUGGCCAGUAGCUAUGUGCGUAUAUCCUGUUAUCAUGAAUGAUGACCUCAUAGUGACUGGCCUCUGUGCCGUGGCUAGACAUAUUGCGAUCUUUAGAACCUGUGGUCGGAUACCAGAGGAACAUGAAGAAGGGUUACUUGGUUUCCGCCAUAGUUGUCUCCAAGCACCAAAUGAGGUGUCUAUCUGGACAAAAUUUUGCGAAAUAGAUAUGAUAAAGGCUAUGCAAGAGAUAACAAAUGCUGUGGAGUUAAAAGAAUUACCUAAACAUUUGGUAAGAUUCGAACAUCAUUUGAGGAAGCCUGUCAGGGUUCAUAACAUAUAUAAAGUAGCAAGGAAUAUUAAAAAGGAAAGUGUGAAAGCUGAACAGCAAGCCAAUGCGGGGGGAAAAUCAACAGAUGGUCCGGAGACUAGUGGAACUAGGGAUCCACAACCAAGUACAAGUAGUGGUCCACCUGCAAGCAACAGUGGUAGCUUGCAAUCUGUCGAAGAAGAAGAAUCUGUUGAGAAACUAGACAAAGUUGAGCAACAGCCCAGUGCUGAACUGACUGAAUCAGUAGUAGAUGAGGAGCAAAAGUGUGUUUUAAAAUCAGUGGAUACUGACCAGUCAACUGUAAUGAGCAAGGCAGAUGUUACAAAAGACGAAGGUGAUGCCAAUGAUCAGCAACAAACAGCUGAACAAAAGCCAAGUACUGAACAACCUGCAAAUGCGGAACAACAAGCAAGUUCUAAUCAAACCGAAACUGAUAAGCAGGUCCCUACAGAGAAAUCAUCAAAUGCUGAGAUACAAGCACUUGCAGAUAAACAGACUCCCAAUGAAAGUGGAGAAGGAACAUCAGCUGCACAGAGGAUUGCAAAACCAAGGAAAUGGAAAUCGCUCAGAAAGAGAGAAUGUUUAAUAGAAAGCACCACAAAAAUAGAAGAUCUUCAAGUAAAUCAUGAAUAUGCUGAGGGCCCUUUCUUGACACUCGCAGAUCUUGUGCUGCUGCCAACAUACCAUGUAAUAAUACAAACCAUAGGAGAGCAGCGCUUUGAAUCUCUGCUGCCAACCACGUACAGGUGGUACAAGAAAGUCAUGUCCUUGCAAAAAGUACAGGAUACAUUUGUCUGUUACAUGGACAAGUUUGACAUACAACAGACAACAUCAGAAAAUAUAUCCUUGCCAACAUCUGAAGAUGUCAGCCUUUACAAAACAGAUCCUAAGAGGCAUAAUCCUAGGAAGAGGAUAUACACCAGGGAAGAAGACAUAGAGGCAGCUCUAAGUUUCAUAAAAGAAGGAAUGGAGUUGCCCAUAUCUGAGAAUAAUUACGAACCUGCUUUUGAAUGGAAAGAUAUACCUGAAUAUGCGAGUCCUUAUGCAGGCUUUCUACCUGAUACAAGAGCCCAAAGGAAAUCACAACAAUUAGAAAAUUUGGUACUAGCUGUGCUGAAAAUGGCUACAGAUGGAGAUGUCAUCGUAGAUUUUUGCUCUGGAGGUGGACAUUUAGGUAUCCUGCUUGCAUACCUUCUACCACGAUGCACUAUUAUAUUUUUGGAGAACAAAGUGCAAUCACUGUUCACAGCCAGGGAGAGAAUACAAAAAUUGCGAAUCAAUAAUGUAUUUUACUUCCAGUGCAAUUUAGAUUUCUUUAUUGGUGAAUUUGACAUUGGUGUUGGAUUACAUGCUUGUGGUAUUGCUACUGAUUUGAUCCUGGACAAAUGUGUGCAGGCAAAAGCAAAGUUUGUGGUCAGUCCUUGUUGCUAUGGAUCUCUCCAUUACACAAAUAGAUUGAUAUAUCCCAGGAGCCAAGCAUUCGCAAGUGUACCCAUUGUGAAUUACUUGUGUAUAGCUCAUGCAGCUGACCAAACACACAAGGAGCAUCCAUUGGCAGUCAGAGGCGCCAGAUGCAUGGCAAUCAUUGAUUCUGACAGGGCCCGCUUGGCUGAGGAAAUGGGAUACAAAGUGACACUCAUGAAGCUGAAACCCCCCACCUGUACACCUAAGAACGAUUUAUUAAUAGGGAUACCACCAGAAGAAUAA